This is a messenger RNA of Chaetomium globosum CBS 148.51, 1554 nucleotides long. RefSeq lists its product as uncharacterized. NCBI's taxonomy places the organism in Eukaryota, Fungi, Ascomycota, Sordariomycetes, Sordariales, Chaetomiaceae. Gene Ontology annotation, molecular function: monooxygenase activity; iron ion binding; oxidoreductase activity, acting on paired donors, with incorporation or reduction of molecular oxygen. Bases 1 to 1554 code for a protein of 517 amino acids. The transcript is spliced from 3 exons. The record is from RefSeq and is a predicted model, not a curated record.
AUGGCGGUCGAAAUCGGCGUUCUCUACUUUCCGGGUGCCCCGGUGGCAGUCCUGCUGCUGGUGGCCGUCUACGGAGUUUACAGAUUCUUCCUAGACGGCCUCUCGCGCAUUCCUGGCCCUGCCAUUGCCAAAGUCACCAACCUCUGGAAGAUCAAUGCCGCUGCUCAAGCGGAAAUGCCAUGGCGCAACAUUGCGCUACAUCGCAAAUAUGGCCCGCUCGUCAGAAUCGGCCCCAACAUGGUGUCAGUCAACGACCCGGAAGCAUAUCCCAUAAUCAACGGCUUUAGGCGCGUUUUCACCAAGACUCAGUUCUACUCCACGGCUGAGGGAUGGUACAAGGGCAAGCCCCUGACGACCGUGAUCACGGCGCGGGACCGCCAGUACCACUCCUAUCUCCUCCGGGUCGCCAGCAGUGCAUACUCGGUGGGCUCCACGCCGCAGAUGGAAGUCAAGAUCCAGCCCCUGGUCGACUUGCUCCUCAACAAACUGAACGACCUCGGCAAGGCGGGACAAAAGCCCGUCGACACGGCCACGCUGAUCGCGCAUUUUGCCUUUGACGCCAUGGGCAUCAUCAACGUCUCGGAGCCCUUCGGCUUCCUCAGCAAGGGUGUCGACGUCGAGGGCGCCAUUGGAGCCAUCGAGGUAGCCAACACCUACUUCUCCGUCAUCGCCCAGGCCCCCUGGAUGCACACCUUCAUGCUCGGCAACCGCUUCGUGCAAAAGGCCAUGGAAGGCGGCAACCCUGUCCUCAACUUGGCCCUCGCCAUGGUUGACAAGCGCCUCGCAACAACCGCAAAGCCUACCACCAACGGCCACCACCAUCCGACCCCCGACAGCACCGACUUCCUCGGCCGGCUCCUCUCGACCAGCGCCGAAUCAGACGACCCCUCCAAGCCCACCUACGAACAAAUCGUCGCCUUCGUGCUCGCCAACACCAUGGCCGGCUACGCGACCGUGGCCGUAGCCCUGCGCUCCAUCCUCUAUCACCUGGCGCGCAACCCGUCCGCCUACACCAAACUCCAGCACGAAAUCGACACGGCCUUCGCCUCCGGCGCCCUCGGCAGCACCCCCACGCACACCCACACCGCGGCCGAGGCCGGCAAACUGCCCUACCUGGACGCGGUGGUGACCGAGGCGCUGCGCGUGCACCCCGUGCUGGGGCUGAUUUUGGAGCGGGAGGUGCCGGCGGGGGGCGUGGUGUUGGCGGGACAGCAUGUGCCGGCGGGGACGGUGGUGGGGUUUAAUCCGUGGGUGAUUAUGCAUAAUAGGGAGGUGUAUGGGGAGGAUGCGGAGGUGUUUCGGCCGGAGAGGUGGUUGGGGGUGGAGGAGGGCAGGUUGAAGGAGAUGAGGCGGUGUAAUAUCUCGUUCGGCGCUGGCCCGCGUUCUUGCCAGGGCAAGAAUAUUGGUAUGAUGGAGAUUUUGAAGGUUGUCCCGGCUUUGAUGCGUCGCUUCGACUUUGCGUUGGCGAACCCGAAGGAUGAGUGGCAGGUCAAUGGUCACUGGUUCACAAUGCAGUCCAAGAUGGACAUGACCUUCACGCCUCGGAAGCACUAG